AUGGUAUGUCGGCGUGGGCCACGGACAAUGGAGUCGUGCUAGACGCAUUCGCAGUGACUAACGGAGUGAAGCAGGUCUGCGUCUUCGAAUCUACCCUCUUUAGUCUCACGUUCCUUGUCCUGCUGAUGGACGCAUACGUGACAAACCCCUCGGGAUCCGCGUCGCCUACAGGACGGACGGUCAACUCUUCAAUCAGCGACGGAUGUACUUCCAGUCGCGUGUAUCCACAGCAGCCGUCCAUGAACCUUUCGUCAAUGACUGCCCUCUCAACGCCACCUCGGAAGGGGACAUGCGAAGGAGCAUGGACCUCUUCGCCGCCGCCUGCGAGAAAUUCGGCCUGAUAAUCAACACGGAGAAAACGGUGGUCAUGCAUAAACCGUCACCCGACGCUGCCUACGUCACACCCAACAUCAACGUGAACGGCACCCAACUGCAAGUGCUGGACAACUUCACCUACCUGGGCAUCACCCUCACUCGCCAUACCAAAAUCGACAAUGAAGUGGCCCGUCGGAUUUCCAAGGCCAGCCAAGCAUUGGGCCGUCUGCGAAGCACAGCUUGGAAUCGACGCGAUCUCCACAUCAACACCACACUGAAGAUGUACAAAGCGGUCAUCUUGCCGACGUUGCUGUGGAGACUUGGACUGUGUACAAGAAGCAGGUACGAAGAAUCAAUCACUUCUACCUCAGCUGUCUCCUACAGAUGCUGA
This is a messenger RNA of Spirometra erinaceieuropaei, 706 nucleotides long. The record is from the annotation of a GenBank genome assembly. NCBI's taxonomy places the organism in Eukaryota, Metazoa, Platyhelminthes, Cestoda, Diphyllobothriidea, Diphyllobothriidae.